AUGUCUAGACCCUUUCAAACAAUCAACAUCAUAUACUCUACCAAAUCCCUCAACCUUGUCGAUUUCUACACCCUCGAGCCACUUUACAAAGUCAAAGUAGACCGUCAUGUACCCCAGAUAGAAUCGCGACGAGUUCAAGCUGGCCCUGAUUCGUACAACGAUGAAGCCCUCCUAGACGACCAUCGGCCCUGGAAAGACAACGUCUGCACCGCAACUUUCAAACUGACAUCCCUAAACGUGUGUCUAUCAAUCCACGAGCAUACGGACAUUGAAUUCAAGCGCGAUCACAUACUUUCCUCUCAGUACACUUUCUCUUCCCCGUUUCUCAACUCGACAACUCUCAUGUGGAAAGCAGACGGUGUUUUCUCCGGGAAUUUUCUUCUAACGGAUGAUACGAAGGGGACAGUCCUAGCACGGUUCCGAAACCGACUUUUCAGCAAUACAGAAGUGGGCACGUUGGAAAUUGUGGAUGAGAUUGCGCCGGACCUGAAGGAUGAGGUGGUGAUUUCGGGAUUGGCGAUGUUGGUGAUGCUGCAAAGUCUGAAUUUGAGCGUGAUGAUUAUGGUUUGA
Messenger RNA from Talaromyces proteolyticus, 570 nucleotides. RefSeq lists its product as uncharacterized. The transcript has a single exon. Lineage: Eukaryota; Fungi; Ascomycota; Eurotiomycetes; Eurotiales; Trichocomaceae. Bases 1 to 570 code for a protein of 189 amino acids. The record is from RefSeq and is a predicted model, not a curated record.